AUGCAGUUUUACGCCUACCACGGCGUCAACCCCGAAGAGAAGGCCCUCGGGCAGCGCUUCGAGGUCGAUGUUGCGCUGCGGGUGGACGCGCGCCCGGCGGGGUUGAGUGACGACUUGGGGCAGACGAUCAACUACGCGCAGGUCUACAAGCUGGUGAAACGCAUCGCCGAGGAGGAGCGGUUCGACCUCAUCGAGGCACUCGCCGAGACGCUGGCGAUGCAGAUCGGCAAGCAGUUUGCCCCCGACGGCGAACACCGGCAGCAGGCCGCCGAUGGCAUCCGCUGCGCGGUCAUCACGGUCAGCGACACCCGCACGCCGGAAACCGACACCAGCGGACGGUUGAUGCAGGACGCCCUUACACAGGCGGGCCAUGUCGUUCACGCCUAUUGCAUCGUCAAGGACGAGCCCGACGACAUCCGGCGCCUGCUGCGGCAUCACAUCCAGGACGCCGACACCGACGCCGUUUUGCUGAGCGGCGGUACGGGCCUGUCGUCGCGCGAUGGCACGUAUGAAGUGGUGCGAGAUUGUCUGGAGAAGGAGUUGACGGGCUUCGGCGAGCUUUUUCGCUACCUGAGCUACGACGAGAUCGGCGCCGCGGCAAUGAUGAGCCGGGCCACCGCUGGGGUCGCCAAUGGCACGGUCAUCGUUUCCAUGCCAGGGUCAAGCGCCGCGGUACGCUUGGCCAUGAAAAAGCUGAUUCUGCCCGAACUGGCGCACAUGGCUCAUAUCGCGCGGGGCUGA
This is a messenger RNA of Geodia barretti, 741 nucleotides long. NCBI's taxonomy places the organism in Eukaryota, Metazoa, Porifera, Demospongiae, Tetractinellida, Geodiidae. The record is from the annotation of a GenBank genome assembly.